AUGAUCCCAGGCUACCGGCCGGAUCCCAGUUGCAUAGCAGUUGAUGGCUUCUACUACUGCAUUUCGUCCACGUUCAACAACUUUCCCGGCCUUCCAAUAUACGCCAGCAGGGACCUCCAGAACUGGCGGCAUGUCAGCAAUGUCAUCUACAAAGAGGAGCAAGUCCCCGAAUACGACCGGACCAACACCAUGCAGCGAGGAGUCUUCGCUCCGACUCUUAGACACCACAACGGCACUUUCUACGUCAUCGUCACUUUCAUGAUGCGAGAUGGCGUCGACGAGCCUCUGCAAUUGAUCUUCAACAGCACAUCUCCGUUGGAACCAGGAUCGUGGGGCAUGCCGGUACGCUUUAUCAACAAGGACAUCGGCUUCUUCGAUCCGGAUCUCUUCUGGGAUGAUGAUGGCCAAGCAUAUGUGAUCUGUCAUGUUUUUGACAUUGUCGGGGAUAACAUCUUCCCCAUCGAUGUUACCACGGGCGAAUACGGACCCAACACUAAUCUGUGGAAUGGCACCGGAGGGGCCUGGCCCGAAGGCCCUAAAACAAUCCGCAAAGAUGACUACUACUACCUCGUCCUGGCCGAAGGUGGCACAAGUUUCGAUCACAUGGUGACAAUUGCCCGCUCGAAGGAGAUUUUGGGUCCUUACGAGCCGUACGAGAACAAUCCGAUCCAGACAAACGCAAACACGUCGCAGUACUUCCAGUCCGUCGGCCAUGCCGACUUCUUUCAGGAUUUUGACGGCAACUGGUGGGGGGUUGCUUUGUCGAUCCGACAGGGUCCGCCAGGCUACACCGAUUCCUUUCCCAUGGGACGUGAGACUGUGCUGUAUCCCGUCACUUGGCCGGAAAGUGGCUGGCCAGAGGCUGAGCCCGUUCGCGGUCGCAUGCGCGGAUCAUUGCCUGCGGUGUCGCGCGAUGUCCCUGGACCUGGGCCUUGGAUCGAAGCAGGCGACGACUACGGCUUCGAGAGUGAUUCUCUGCCGUUGCAUUUCAUGCACUUUCGAUUUCCCCCUAAGGACAUGUACUCGAUUUCCGGAGGAAGCUUGACUGUCAACCCUUCAUUCUUCAACCUCACAGGGGACCAGACAUUUGAGCCGUCCGACCGCUUGGCGUAUGUAGGCCGUCGCCAGACUGACACUUACUUCACUUACUACGUCGACAUGGACUUCUGCCCGGAGACCGAGGGUGAGGAGGCGGGCGUCACUGUAUUUGCCAAUCAGUGGCAGCAUACCGAUCUGGGGCUUGUCUUGCUUGAUGGAGCUCUUCGGGCGCGUCUUCGAACUACGGCUUUUGGUUCCAACGACUCGCUGAGUAAAGAGAUUGUCGUCGGCGUUCCGGAGCAUCUUGUCGGCCAGCCUGUUCGUCUGCAGAUACAGGCGGCUGUAGACACGGAGUUCGAGCUCUCCAUGGGCGCGGCAGGCGGAAAUAGCGAGCUCGUGGUCAUUGGUACCGCUUCGGGUGCUGUCACCAGUGGAGGAAGCGCGCAGUUUACUGGAACGACCGUGGGCAUUUUCGUGACUUCUAAUGGGGGUGAAGGCUCCACGCCGGCUACUUUCACUCGCUGGGUGUACCAAGGGCAAGGUCAGAAGAUUGACUUCAACGAGACCGUGUACCCGGAGCAGUCUGGUACCGAAACAUGA
Molecule: messenger RNA, 1638 nt
Organism: Zymoseptoria tritici IPO323
Lineage: Eukaryota; Fungi; Ascomycota; Dothideomycetes; Mycosphaerellales; Mycosphaerellaceae
Gene: MgXBX1
Product: putative xylan 1,4-beta-Xylosidase
Exons: 2
Coding region: 1-1638 (545 amino acids)
Biological process (GO): carbohydrate metabolic process
Molecular function (GO): hydrolase activity, hydrolyzing O-glycosyl compounds
Source: RefSeq, a predicted model, not a curated record